AUGGCCCCUCUCGUAGCCAGACCGAUGCCUUCGGCUCAAGAUGCCGAAGUUCAUCAAUCUCGCGUUCAGAUCAACAACCGUCUGAACGGUACCCGUGCCGUCGUCGCCGGGCGCAACGUCGCCGCUGGAUCCGAGCUCCGUCAAGGAGGCAGGGCACCCAUGUGUCCUUUUCUUUCUCUGCCACCGGCACCAGAGGCCGAGCAACUGCAACGAGCCAGCGCCAGCACGCCAAUGCAGCCCAUCAAGUAUGUGAGGUCCGGCAGCGAAGGCUCGAUCAAGGACCCUACGACCGUCUCUGCGGCUGCAGCUCGAUCUUGGACCAUGGUUCGAUCGUACUCGAUGCCGGUCGCAACGCAAGCGGAAUUUGAUCAGCAGUACCGUCAGCGUCAAGCUGGCAUGCCUCUCUCUACGGCUGAUCAAACGCCUCAACGCUGGGAGGAUGGUUGGUUCACCUCCAGCAGCAGCUUUGACAGCUCGCAAGGAGUCAACACGAGCGAAGGCGAACAAUUGCACGCAACGAACGUCAAGAGGCGUCGUUUCGAUCGGGCCGAUACUUCACCCCGCAACCGUCUUUCGCCCUUGACCGCCAUCAGCGACAACGCCACGAGGGAAGUGACGCCUAUUUCGCCACUCUCCAAGUCGUUUGACCUUGCUCUGGAUGUCGUCGACGAGAACACUGCUCCGCCUCUCGACCGCGCGCCUUCUUCCAUGUCUCGAGGCUCGGACGACUACUUUAGCUUCAACAAGGCCGAGACGGAGCAGUCAUCGGACUCGGACGAAGAUAUCGCCACGCCCCGAGCGACCCACGCGGCCUCUCAUUCGGCUCAGAGCAAGAACAACGCCGAGUUCGAGUCGUUGGCCUGGAUCAAUCCUGCUCACUUUACCCCACCUGAGCAGUUGGUCUGA
Messenger RNA from Ceraceosorus bombacis, 906 nucleotides. The record is from the annotation of a GenBank genome assembly. NCBI's taxonomy places the organism in Eukaryota, Fungi, Basidiomycota, Exobasidiomycetes, Ceraceosorales, Ceraceosoraceae.